AUGCAAGCGAAGCACACGCUGCAGGUAAAUGACGAUGCGGGAGUUCGGAUAAAUAAGAGUUACCUUAGCAUCUUUAUCGAUGCAGGGGGAUUUGAGAACAUGGACUUUAUUGAACGAGAUGCACGCAACUACAUUGUGCAACACAGAAGAUCUUUAUCUAAAGACGGUGACGAUCAAGCGCUCUUAAGACACUUUUCUUCAAUGAAGGAUUUGAACAACGACUUCUUCUACGACAUAGCAUUGGACGAAGGAAAUAGAAUAUGUAGUGUGUUUUGGGCAGAUGCAAGAAGUAGAGUUGCAUGUGCGGAAUUUGGUGAUGUGGUGUCCUUCGACACCACUUACUUGACAAAUAAGUACGACAUGCCNUUUGCACUGUUUGUUGGACUGAACCACCAUGGUCACUCCAUCUUACUUGGAUGUGGAUUGCUUUCUUCCGAAGACACCACGUCAUUUGUUUGGUUGUUUGAGUGUUGGUUGAGAUGCAUGGGAAAUAAGGCACCUGAUGGCAUAAUAACUGAUCAAUGCAGGGCAAUGGCUAAUGCCAUUGAACAGGUUUUCCCUCAAACAAGACACAGGUGGUGUUUAUGGCACAUAAUGAAGAAGUUGCCAGAAAAAUUUGCAGGAUACAAAAAUUAUGUCGCCAUCAAAACAGAUAUACAUGCGCUUGUAUAUGAUUGUGGGUCGCAGACAGACUUUGAAAAUGGAUGGGAAGAACUACUGAUAAAGCAUGCAUUGGAGGGUAAUGAUUGGUUAUGUAAUCUUUAUGAUGAAAGACGAAAAUGGGUACCUUGUUACUUAAGGAAUGAUUUNUGGGCNGGUAUGUCAACAACACAAAGAAGUGAGGGCAUGAAUGCUUUCUUUGAUGGAUUCAUCAAUUCAAGCACCACACUUCAACAAUUCGUGGUACAAUUUGACAAUGCCCUUAGAGUUAAGGCACAAAAAGAAAUACAGACUGACUUCUCCUCCCUGAACACCACGGUUGGUUGUGGCUCGCAGUCACCAAUUAAGAGACAAUUUCAGUUGGAGUACACACAUGAAAAGUUUGAGGAAGUCCAAACAGAGUUUCGCUCUCGGAUGAAUUGUUUUAUCAAGAACACUGUUAAGAACAAUUUACUUAAUACGUACACAGUCAAAGAGGAACACAUGUUUGAGGGGAAAUGUGCCGAUAAAUAUUAUAGAGUUGAAUUUGAUCCACUAACUAAAAGUAGCACAUGUUCUUGCCUCUUAUUUGAGUUCAAAGGCAUCAUUUGUCGGCAUUCGUUAUUAGUAUUUGGUCAGGAAGAUGUCUGCAAUGUGCCAUCCAAAUGCAUUCUUCGACGAUGGAGUAAAAAUAUCCGUAGAAGGCACACACUCAUUAGAGCAGUGUAUGGUACCUCAAACCAUCAACCUACAAUGGAAAGAUACCAACAUUUGUGCAAAAAAUUCUAUGACAUAGCGGAGAUCGCUUGUGAGUCCGAGGUUCUUUCAAAUGACUUAGAAAAAGAUCUUCAAUCGCUUGCUCAAAAAUUUGGUUGUAGUUCAGCCAUGUGUACUAAGAUUAUUACUGACGACGGUGAAUUGAGAUAUGGAUAUCCAGUAGCCAUUCCGCCUUCUCUUGAGCCACCUCUGCCUCCAAAACCUCCACCUUCAUUUUAA
This is a messenger RNA of Vigna radiata var. radiata (mung bean), 1635 nucleotides long. RefSeq names its product protein FAR1-RELATED SEQUENCE 5-like. Lineage: Eukaryota; Viridiplantae; Streptophyta; Magnoliopsida; Fabales; Fabaceae. The coding region runs from base 1 to 1635 and encodes 544 amino acids. The transcript has a single exon. Gene Ontology annotation, molecular function: zinc ion binding. Gene Ontology annotation, biological process: regulation of DNA-templated transcription. The record is from RefSeq and is a predicted model, not a curated record.